Eimeria necatrix is the source of this 1317-nucleotide messenger RNA. RefSeq names its product heat shock protein 60, putative. Gene Ontology annotation, molecular function: ATP binding; ATP-dependent protein folding chaperone. The record is from RefSeq and is a predicted model, not a curated record. Gene Ontology annotation, biological process: protein refolding. NCBI's taxonomy places the organism in Eukaryota, Apicomplexa, Conoidasida, Eucoccidiorida, Eimeriidae.
AUGCUGCCCGCCACCGCUGCCGCCGCCCGCAGCAGCCGGAAGGCUGCUGCUGCUGCUGCUUCCUCUUUCGCGCAGCUGCAGCAAAUCCGCUGCGCCUCCAAAGACAUUCGGUUUGGCUCUGAGGCCCGCAUGCAGAUGCUCGCAGGGUGCAACAGGCUGGCGGACGCAGUGGGGGUGACUCUGGGCCCGAAGGGGCGCAACGUGCUGCUGCAGCAGCCCUUCGGGGCCCCCAAAAUAACCAAAGACGGAGUGACUGUGGCGAAGGCCAUCGAGCUGCAGCAAAAGGCCGAAAACGCCGGCGCGCUGCUGCUGCGGCAAGUUGCUGCAGCAGCAAACGACGCAGCAGGCGACGGCACCACAACAGCAACAGUGCUGGGCCGCGCCAUUUUCAAGGAAAGCUGCAAGGCCAUCGACGCAGGAAUGAACCCCAUGGACAUCCUCAGGGGCAAGCCCUGCUGCUGCUGCUGCUGCUGCUGCUGCUGCUGCGGUGCUGCGGUGCUGCUGCUGCUGCUGCUGCUGCUGCGGUGGUGGUGGUGGUGCUGCUGCUGCAGCAGCAGCAGAACUGCCGCUGCUGCAGCAGCAGAACUGCCGCUGCUGCAGCGGCAGAACUGCCGCUGUUGCUGCAGCAGAACAGCCGCUGCUGCAGCAGCAGAACUGCUGCUGCUGCUUCUGCUGCUGCUGCUCAGGGAUAAAGCUGGCAGUGUCGGAAGUGCUGCGGCGGCUCUCUGCUGCUCGGAAGGAAGUAUCAACUCGGGAAGAAAUAGUUGCUGUUGCAGCAAUCAGCAGCAACGGAGACAAAGAAGUUGGAGAAUUAAUUGCUGCAGCAAUAAAGUCGGAAGAGAAGGAAAUAUAACUGUUGCUGAAGGAAGAGGACUGCAGCACGAGCUCGAAGUUGUCGAGGGUUUGAGGUUUGAGCGAGGGUUUUUGAGUCCUUUUUUUGUUUCCGACAAUCAGCAGCAAAAAGCGGUUUUGCAAAACCCCUUUUUGCUGCUGCUCGACAAAAAGCUGCAGCAGCUGCAGCUGCUGCUGCCCGCUCUCGAGUUCGUGCUGCAGAAGCAGGCAGCGCUUCUCAUUGUUGCGGAAGACGUCGACAGCGAGGCGCUGGCGACUUUGGUGGUGAAUAAGCUGCGUUUGGGCCUGAGGGUUUGCGCGGUGAAGUCCCCAGGGUUUGGAGACAGCCGCAAGGCGCAGCUCUACGACUUGGCCACUCUCACUGGCGCCAAGGUCGUGGGCGACGACUUGCCGUGCGUUGGAGACGAGAAGUUGGACAUCGUUUCCAUGCUGGGCAAAGUGAGCACUUCAGGGUUUAGGGUUUAG